CUAUUUAAUGGACUUGAAAGGAACUUGCAUCAAUCAAAGAGCAGUUGCAACGAUACCACAUUGAGUACAGCUAAGGUUCACAGAACAUACCAGGAAUCUCAUAUGAAAUGGCGAGAAAAUUCCCUGCGGACACCCGGGGACAGCGAAUAUUAGAGGAGCUGUACGAAAAGGAACUAAAAACACAAAUUGCAUGGUUCUGGAGAAAUAUACAAGCCAAAAAUAAACCGGAUGGAGCGCAAAUAUCGGAAACUCGGACGACAAAUGUGGCUGAAGUUCCGAUCCGGCCUGAAUUAAGGAAAUUGGAACAUCCAAUGACGCUUAAGAAAGCAAAAUCUCUUGAAUGUGAACGUAAAUCGUCUGAUACCGCUAAAUCGGUAUUUGAAAGUGAGAUGAUACCUCCCGACGGUAAAACAUUGCAGCUCCUGUACGACGGGAUAUCGAGAGAGGGGCGCGGCAGGGCUAAAUACUUUAAAGAACGAAACUUGGCCGCUGUGGAAGAGAGGUAUCGAUAUCCAGUGUUGAGUUCAAUGGACUACGGCUGGGGAAACGAUAAAUUCCUGAAGAUGGGAACAACCGGCCGUUGUAAAGAAAACGCCAAGGUGAUGAUUGUGCAAGACUCCUUCUACCGGCGAAACGGUAUAUCGAUGAAACACUGCGAUGAUAUGCUCUGAGUGGUGAAGUGGCGAGAAAAGGAUGAAAGUAUUUCCUGCAACAUUAUCUCUUCGCGUCCACACUAAUCAUUCUGAAGUGCACAUGGUCCAACAGUAGAACAUCGGAGAUAAGUUAUGGCCCCAUCAUGUAAACGCAACCCAAAACAUAUCAGCCAUUUAUGGAUUAACAGUCUGCGUAUAUUCAGCGCGCCAUAUUGUGUGUUAACAUGUAUCUUAUUCCCUUGUAGCGUCAAAUGUGACAGGAAGAAAAGGGCUUGUUUGCAGCAAUGUUUUGUAGUAUGUUCCGG
Molecule: messenger RNA, 958 nt
Organism: Dicrocoelium dendriticum
Lineage: Eukaryota; Metazoa; Platyhelminthes; Trematoda; Plagiorchiida; Dicrocoeliidae
Source: the annotation of a GenBank genome assembly